AUGAUGAAGGCGGCGGCCCUCCUCCGACGCAUGCAGGUCUCCCGCGAGACCGAUGUCGUCACAACGGCAUACAUGAACCGCGACACGCGGCCCCUCCCGCCCGACCGCCGCACGUACGGGCCUUGGCAGUUCGUCGGCCUCUGGGUCGUCACGGGCUCCUUCAACAUCGGCGGCUGGACGACAGGCUCCUCCCUCAUUGCGCUCGGCCUCAACGUCUGGCAGGCCAUGCUGACUGUCAUCGUCGGGCACUGCCUUGUCGGCCUCAUCUGCGUGCUCGCCGGCGGGCCUGGCGCCAAGUGGCACAUUGGCUUCUCCAUCCUGCAGAAGUCCAGCUGGGGAAUGUACGGCGCCCUGUUCCCGCUCGUGCAGCGCAUCGUGCUGUCUUUCAUCUGGUAUUCGACGCAGGUCUAUUGGGGGGGGCAGUGCGUGCGGACCUUCAUCUCAUCCAUGGCCCCGUCUUUCAACAAGCUUGACAUGCCCCUGGCCAACGGCACAAUGACCGUAGCCGACUUCAUCGGCUUCAUCAUUUUCUCCCUCCUCUGUUUACCUCUGAUCUACAUCCGUCCGGAGCGCUACCAUGUUCCCUUCCUCGUUGCCGCCUGCACUGUUAUUCCUACCGUCUUCGCCCUCCUCAUCUGGUGUCUCGCAACGGCCCGCGGCGCAGGCCCAAUGCUCACAGACAUCACGUCCACGGCCGGCGUCCAACAGGCUCGCGGCUCGCAUCUGGCGUGGAUGCUCGCUCUGGGCAUCUGCACCAACAUUGGCGGUAUCAGCACGCACAUCUUCAGCCAGUCCGACUUCACGCGCUUCGCCCGCCGGCCGCAUGACCAGCUCGUGUCGCAGCUGGUCUUCGUGCCCCUCAACACCAUCAUCGUCGCUUUCAUCGGCAUCGUCUGCACCUCGUGUGCCGCACAGCUGUUCCCGGCGACGGAAGGCACUCUGGUCUGGGAGCCGUACCGCUUCCUCGAUGCGAUGCAGGCCCACUACGGCAACUCGGCCGGCGUGCGGGCGGCCGUCUUCUUCGCUAGCCUGGCCUUCAUCUUUGCGCAGUUCGGCAUCGCCGUCGCCGAGAACGCGCUAUCCAACGGCAUCGACCUGUCGGCGCUACUACCGCGCUUUUUCAACCUGCGCAGGGGCGGGUACCUGACGGCGGCCGUCGCCUUUAUCAUGCAGCCGUGGCAGCUGCUUAACGGCGCGAGCAAGUUCCUGACCGUCAUGGGCGGGUACGGCGUCUUCCUCGGGUCCAUGACGGGCGUCAUGUUCGCAGACUACUACAUUGUACGCCAGCGGAAGCUGAAGCUGACGCACCUCUACGAAGCGACAAGCCAAAGUAUAUACUGGUACCGCGGCGGCGUCAACUGGAGGGCGGGCGUGGCAUGGACGUUGGGCACGUUCUCGCUGCUCCCGGGCUUCGUGAGGAGGGUUCAGGAGCCUACAGUCGAGGAGAGGGGGUGGUCUCACCUUUACUACCUGGCUUGGCCUUUGGGAUGCACCUUGGCCGUCGCGUCGUACUGCCUUCUGAACCGCGUGUCCCCGAUCGAAAGCCCCUGCGUGGUCGAUGACGCGGAUUACUUUGGCACGUUCGGUCCUCUGGAGGAGACGGUGCUUGAUGGGUGCGAACAGACGCCGUCAAAGGUAUCAGCGGAAGAUAAGGAGACGAAAAGCCCAUACAUGGACCAAGAGAAUAUAGCAUGA
Molecule: messenger RNA, 1695 nt
Organism: Colletotrichum graminicola M1.001
Lineage: Eukaryota; Fungi; Ascomycota; Sordariomycetes; Glomerellales; Glomerellaceae
Product: NCS1 nucleoside transporter
Exons: 1
Coding region: 1-1695 (564 amino acids)
Biological process (GO): transmembrane transport; nucleobase transport
Cellular component (GO): plasma membrane
Molecular function (GO): nucleobase transmembrane transporter activity
Source: RefSeq, a predicted model, not a curated record